This is a messenger RNA of Dicrocoelium dendriticum, 711 nucleotides long. The record is from the annotation of a GenBank genome assembly. NCBI's taxonomy places the organism in Eukaryota, Metazoa, Platyhelminthes, Trematoda, Plagiorchiida, Dicrocoeliidae.
AUGCUUCAUGUCACAUGCGACUUCUCAGUUACGGUUUCUACGGAUGAGAGGCCGUACAUUGAUUUUAUGAAUCACAAACUUGGAGAAAGCGUGGAGUCAUACUGUGGAGCAAAUCUUUUAAACUUCGAUAAAAUUGGGGAGAGAAACUGUACAAUCCACUGGUGGUUUUACGAACCCAGAACGAAGGAACUGAUCUGCAUUUGCAACGUGUCAGACGCGCCAGAUAAAGACGGAAGGCUGUUAAUGGGAGACGGAGAUUCUCGCGGGGUUUUGUCAAUUUCUGAGAAUAAAUUUAAAGAACAUGGUGAUGUCCAGCAAGGGUCAUUCGCUUAUGCGCUGGAAAUCUGGACCGAGUCGGACGUAAAUCAAACUGCUCGCAAUCUAUUUCUUCAUCUAGCACACAAUGAGACACAGGUGCUUUGUGAUUCGGAACCAUUAGAGAAACACAAAUAUUCUUGUGUGAUUGUACACUACAACAAUGAAAAUGUGACAUGGGAAUAUCCAGAAAAUUGGAUCGGCCCAACGAGAUAUCUCAGAAAUAUUUUCUACGAUGAGAGCAACAUAACUGUUCAAGUUGUCGGAAUGCAUUGGCCGCCAAAGGAUUCAGUUGAUGGUGGGCAGUUUCACGUAGACACGGUCAUGGAAGUCGAGGAAAAAACACCCGAUUUCUGCAGGUUAUUUUCAGAAAAAGCAAGUGCACAAUUUGUAUAG